AUGCUCAUGUUGUGGAGAGCCUCAGCAGCUGGGCGAUGUGUGGCAGCGGCCCAAAGAUCGGUGAACUCUCGCGCAUUCUCUUCUCGAGCGCUGAUACCGGUCACUGAAGUCCGCAAGGGCAUGUAUAUAAAGAUCGAGGACAAGUACGGUGAGGUGAAGGUGUUUCAUCCUCACAAGCAGGGCCGAGGAGCCGCAUCUUAUAACGUGACCUACGACGAGCUAGACACGGGCAAGGAGCGGCUGCACAAAUUCACAGCAUCGUCCAAGGUCACGAGGAUAGAGCCGGACAGGGAAGAGUGCCAAGUUCUGUAUACAAAAGGAUCUGGAAAAGAAGAGAAAAUCGUGGUACUUGCGGAUGCUGAGUACAACGAGGUGGAGGUUCCUCUUGCAUACUUCCAGGGCCACUCCAGCGUGCCAGAUGGUGCGACAGCUACACUCUACAAGGAUGACAACGACAUCAUCAAAAUCGUCUUGAAGUCCUAG
This is a messenger RNA of Symbiodinium natans, 483 nucleotides long. The record is from the annotation of a GenBank genome assembly. Lineage: Eukaryota; Dinophyceae; Suessiales; Symbiodiniaceae.